Messenger RNA from Opisthocomus hoazin, 982 nucleotides. NCBI's taxonomy places the organism in Eukaryota, Metazoa, Chordata, Aves, Opisthocomiformes, Opisthocomidae. The record is from RefSeq and is a predicted model, not a curated record.
CUUAAAAAUGGGGAACACCAGCAGCGAGCGGGCCGGACUGGAGCGUCAUGGGCAUAAGGCACCCCGAGGUGACAGCUCAGCAGGAGCCAUGGGUACGAAAGAGGGUGAUCGGCCAAAAAUCUUAAUGGACAGUCCUGAAGAUACAGACUUGUUCCACGCCGAGGAAAUGAAGGCUCCGUUGGAGAAAGAAGAAUUCCUAGCUUGGCAACAAGAUCUGGAAGUGAACGAUAAAACUCCCACUCAAGCUCGACCAACGGUCUUUCGCUGGACUGGAGGCGGGAAGGAAGUUUAUUUAUCUGGGUCCUUCAACAACUGGAGCAAAAUUCCUCUGACAAGGAGUCACAACAACUUUGUGGCAAUCCUGGACCUGCCAGAAGGAGAGCACCAGUACAAGUUCUUUGUGGACGGGCAGUGGACACACGACCCUUCAGAGCCCGUAGUAACCAGCCAGCUAGGUACCGUCAACAACAUCAUACAGGUGAAGAAAACUGACUUUGAAGUAUUCGAUGCUUUGAUGGUGGACUCCCAGAAGUGUUCAGACCUGUCUGAGCUGUCGAGUUCACCCCCAGGCCCGUACCACCAGGAGCCCUAUGUGUGUAAGGCAGAGGAGCGUUUUAAAUCGCCGCCUAUUCUUCCCCCGCACCUGCUGCAGGUCAUCCUGAACAAGGACACGGGCAUUUCUUGCGACCCUGCUCUACUCCCUGAACCCAACCAUGUCAUGCUGAACCACCUCUACGCGCUUUCUAUCAAGGACGGAGUGAUGGUGCUCAGCGCUACGCAUCGUUACAAGAAGAAGUACGUGACCACUUUGCUGUACAAGCCAAUAUGAACAUCGCAGUAGUUUGUGACCAACUGUUCUGGGCCAGAGUCUCAGAAAAGAAAUCCUUCUCUUAACCAAACGUACUCCUGCUCCGUGCUGUAGCAAACGAACUCCGAUUUCGUACUGAGACUUCCAGGUUCUCCUGUAGUUGCCUUAUUUUCC